Molecule: messenger RNA, 1491 nt
Organism: Mixia osmundae IAM 14324
Lineage: Eukaryota; Fungi; Basidiomycota; Mixiomycetes; Mixiales; Mixiaceae
Exons: 4
Coding region: 1-1491 (496 amino acids)
Biological process (GO): positive regulation of transcription elongation by RNA polymerase II; transcription elongation by RNA polymerase II
Cellular component (GO): nucleus; Cdc73/Paf1 complex
Molecular function (GO): RNA polymerase II C-terminal domain phosphoserine binding
Source: RefSeq, a predicted model, not a curated record
AUGGAACUCAACGGUCUGCCAGACGGCGAUGACCCGCGUAGAGCGCUAGAAGAUGAUCUCUUUGGCAAUGACGAGCCCUCUGCGUCAGCGCCACAGGGAAUGGCCACAACGAUCACGCCUGCCGACUUGGGUGGUCCCUCUCUGAUUGAUCAGGGCAUACCUAGUCCUGCCCCGCCCACGCCAUCGCCCGACCCAGAAGAUCUCUUCGGUGACGGGGAUGAUGAAGUUGCAGCUGUCAGACAAGGUUCACCUGUCAGGCCAGACAUGGAUGACGUCGAUCAUUCUAUGGCUGGCGAUGAGGAUGAUGAUGACGGUGAUGAUGAUGAUGAUGAUGAUGAUGGGUUGACGGCAGAGGAGCGUAGGCAGAGAAGACGGUUGGAGUACGAGGAAGACGAUGCUGCACCCCAGGAAAUACAAGAAACCGUCGCAACCGUGCCGAUGGCCAAUCUGCCCACCAUCACUUCAGACGAUGGUCAGAUCUGGCUGGCGCGUAUACCCAAAUUCUUGCAAGUCGAUAGCAGUCCAUUCGACGUCGAGCGGUGGAAAAGCGCACGCUCUGCGGAUCCAAAUCAGAGCAUAGCUGAAGAGAACGUCGUACGAAACCGCUGGAUCAGCGAGCCAAGAACUGAGCGCAAAGUGAGGCAAAGUAACAGUCGCAUCGUACGGUGGAGCGACGGCUCGCUCUCGUUACAGCUCGGUACAGAAUUCUAUGAUAUUCGGCAGAGUCUAGACGAGGCAGCAGGCAAGACGAUCGAUGCUCAAGGCAAGCUGACCCCACGUGGCAUGGCUUAUGUCGCUGUAGAGCACACUGCCGAUCCCAGCAACGUCUUCAUCGAGACGCAAGCUCCUCUUGCGGGCGAGAUGACAUUCUUGCCCACUUCGACCAGAGGACAUAUCAGUCGUCGCCUGGCUGUGCAGUCCCAGGCCGACAAGCGCGCUUCUGCGCAGUCCCAGACCAUCUCGAUUGCAGACAUCAAGCUCGAUCCGGACAGAGAAAAGGCACAACGGGAAGCUCAAGAUCUGCUCAAAGCAAAGCAAAAGCUCAAAGAAGCCCGCAAAGCUGCAGGCGGCUCUCGCCGACGACGGGGCGGCUUCUCCCAGAGAUCUCGCAAUCUGGAUGCAUUCUCUGACGAGAGUGACGAAGAUGACGAGAUGGACCUUGACGAAGACGAGGGGCGUGGGCCGAGCGGAGCGGCAGGCACUCGCCGGAGCAGUCGACGAGAGCAGGCCAAUCUGCAAAACGAAGAAGAUGAGGCUGGCUUUAUCGCGCCGUCUGACGAAGAGCCUGUGGUAGCGGAUGACGACGACCUCGAAGAGGAGGACGCGGCUGGCGAGGACGAGGAUCUCGAGGAGGAAGACGAGCUCGACGCGGCGGAAAAGCGGCUCGAGCGAGAGCGUAAAGCUGCUGCAACUACCGAGCCGGAGCCCGAGACGACAGCUGAAGCCCAGGCGAGACGGCGACUCGUCAUCGAGAGUGACGAGGAAGACUAG